AUGACACCUACACGGAGAGCUACAUCAGCACCAUUGGAGUGGACUUCAAGAUCCGCACGCUGGAACAGGAUGCCAAGACCAUCAAGCUGCAGAUUUGGGACACAGCCGGCCAGGAGCGAUUCCGAACGAUCACGAGCAGCUACUACAGAGGUCGGGGUGGGCCGGUGUGAACAGCGGAGUCUGCGAAUCGCUGAUGAGCUUUUGGCCUUGCCAGUCCCCACGGCUCAGGCGCUCAUGGCAUCAUUGUGGUGUAUGACGCCGGAAGCUGAGCGGAUGGUACCCGCACAGAGAUCCUGGUCCUGCGUCAACAUGUAUGUAUUGCAGGAACCUCUGCUUCACAUGCGAAAAUGCUGUGCGCAAUACUUUUGUCCACACUCUCCAGGGUCUCUCUCGGCAGAAGGGCGCCUGUCGAUGUCAGUCAGCUAUUGCUGA
Messenger RNA from Symbiodinium sp. CCMP2456, 432 nucleotides. NCBI's taxonomy places the organism in Eukaryota, Dinophyceae, Suessiales, Symbiodiniaceae. The record is from the annotation of a GenBank genome assembly.